GUGCUGAAGGAAGCCACCGGGUGGAGGAGGUCACGGUGUUACUCUUAAGCGGUCGAGACACCGGAGGCACCUCGUUGCGCGACCCAAAACCCGCACACCUGACAUUGUCAGUCGCAACGCUGUGCUCUUCUCUGUGUUUCGGGGCUCGAGCUCCUUACGGUCCACACCAGUAAUCGUCGGAGUUCUCGAGGACCUCCUCGGCCGCCGUGACACUUGGCUCCAUCGACCUCCCGGAUUACCGUUGCUGGCUGCGACAAGGGCUGUGAUCGCGUCGUCGCACGAAGUUGGGAGUGUCUCGCGGGAGCGACCAACGGUGUUUUUCUGACCAGGUGCGAAGCGCAUUCCUCGCCGGGGUGUUUCGGUGCUGCCGGAGGUUCGGCCGUUUCGUUGUUGCCGUCCGAGCGUGGUUCCUCCUCGCCCAUUGCGGCGAGGGCAGGUCUGCCGCCUCGCUCGCCGACCCCGCAGAAACCAGCUCGCCCGGCGAACACUGACCUUGCCGCUUCGUGGUCCCCUCCUGCUCGCUUCGACUCCACUGGCCGUCCGUGGAGUGGCGAUCAGACCGUCCCUUCUCCCAGUUGAAAGAUUUCGGUGUGUCGUACACUUGUUCGUCGGCCUCCGUUCUCGUUGGAUUACGUGCUGCGACAAUCGGUGUGUGUGUGUGCUUGCGUGUUGAGGAUUAACGCGGCAACGGUCGACAGUGCCGCGUCGCUUCGCUGCCGUUUCGGGCCCUUCUUCGACAAACGCCGCCAUUCCGGACCUCCAAACGAGCUGAUUGGACUGAUGACGCUACUUCUAUUACCGAGGAUUAAUUACGGAGGCUGAGGGCCCCCGGUCUCGGGCGGCCAUGAGGAAGCGGGACCGGCGGUGGAGCGCCGGCUCGCUGCUGCCCCAGCUGCUGCCCUUGCUGCUGCUGCUGGCGGGCUCGCCCCGGGGCGCGGGCGCCCUGCGCCAGGGGCCCCCCGGGCCAGCCAACGCCAGCGGCAACGCCACUCAGCUGCCGGACAAGCCCGCCGUGUUCACGGACCCGUCCACCGACAAGUUCCUGCACAUGGCCAUCAACAGCUACACGGGACAGGUGUACGUGGGCGGCGUGAACUACAUCUACCAGCUGUCGAGCAAACUGGAGCUGCAGGCCCGCGCCGUGAUGGGGCCCCACCUGGACGACCCUGGCUGCCCCGUGACGCGCUUUUGCCCGGCCAUCCAGAAGAAGAACCUGGACUACUACACCAAGGCGCUGGUCAUCGACUACCCGCAGAGCAAGCUCAUCGCGUGCGGCUCGCUCUUCCAGGGCGUCUGCACGGUGCACAACAUCGACAACAUCACAAACUUCCGGACGCCCGCCAACGAGUCCGUGGUGGCCAACAACGCGACCGCCUCGACGGUCGCCUUCAUCGCCAACGGGCCCGAGAAGCUGUCCCGCAUGCACGUGCUGUACGUGGGCGUCAGCUUCACGGGCAACGGGCCGUACCGGUCCGAGGUGCCGACGGUGUCGUCGCGCAGCCUGGACCUGAUCAACGAGACGUUCUCGAUCGCCGUGACCGGCGUCUCGACGGGCACCAAGAUGUUCGUGAACAGCCUGGCGCGAGAGGUGUUCCCCAUCACGUACGUGUUCGGCUUCAGCUCGCGCGGCUUCUCCUACUUCCUCACGGUGCAGAAGCAGUUCACCGAGCAGCCCAAGCCGUACAUCUCCAAACUGGUGCGCAUCUGCCAGAACGACGUGCACUACUACUCGUACACGGAGGUGGCGCUCGUCUGCCACACGCCCGAGGGCGUGCACUACAACCUGGCGCAGGCGGCCUUCGUGGGCAAGCCGGGCUCCGAGCUGGCCGUCUCGCUCGGCAUCAGUGCCCAGGACGAGGUGCUCUUCGUCGUCUUCUCCAAGAGCCGCGACGAGACGGACGUCUACAACCGGCCGGGACUCAAGUCGGCGCUGUGCGUUUACGCGCUCACCGCCGUGCACCGCAAGUUCACCCAGAACAUCAACGACUGCUUCAACGGGGAAGGGGUCCGCGGGCUGGACUUCAUCAACCCGAGCACGUCGUGCCAGCUCACGCAAGUGCAGAUCAACGAUGACUUCUGCGGCAUGGACGUGAACACGCCGCUGGACGGCGGCAAGGCGGUGAACGCGACGCCCGUGCUGACCUACUCCAACGUGCUGCUCACCUCGGUGGCGGCCGUCUCCACGCACGACUACACGGUCGCCUUCAUGGGCACCGCCACGGGGCACCUCAAAAAGGCCGUGGUGGAGUCCGUGACGAGCGCCUUCGAGUACAAUGACGCAGCCAUCGAGGAAGGCAAGCCGGUCAACCCGGACAUGCUGUUGGACAAGAACGGCGAGCACCUCUACGUCAUGACCGAACGCAAGGUCACCCGAGUCAAGGUUCAAGAAUGCCAUCAAUACAAGACCUGCAUAGACUGCCUCGGCGCUCAGGAUCCCUACUGCGGAUGGUGUUCACUGGAAAACAAGUGCAGCUUGCGUAGCAACUGUGCCGAGGCAGCACAGGACCCCUUGUACUGGUUGUCGUACAAGAGUGGCAAGUGCACCACAAUUACCAGCGUUCAGCCAGCUCAGAUCCAGAGGACAACUGCACGCAUUUUAACCCUGGUGAUUGGCAACCUGCCAGUUCUGGAGGGUCAGUUCUUCUGCGCUUUCACCGCCUUCAGCAAGACCCUGGAGACCAAUGCAACCCGCUCCACGAACGGCGUCAGCUGCGCGACUCCUCACACUGAUUCCCUCCCGCCCAUUCCUCCCGGAGAGCACCACUUCACCGUGAAGCUUUCCGUGAGGAUGAAGAGCAACCCUGACUUCGUGGCAACCAACUUUACGUUUUACGACUGCAGCACCUAUACCUCAUGCACCCAGUGUGUGUCUAGUCCCUUCCCUUGCGACUGGUGUGUUGGUGGUCAUCGGUGCACCCAUGACACUGGGGAAAAUUGUCGAAAUGACAUUCUCGUCACUGGAGUUUCGAGUGUUGGUCCCAGCAUUCGAUCGGGACCCGGAUUUUGCCCCCGUAUAAAUGCGACCACUGGCAUUGCAACUGAAAUAUUGGUGCCAAUGGGGAUCAACAAGAGGAUCCAAGUCAAAGUGGAAAACAUUCAGCCUUUCAUUGCAUCUACGAGAUUCGUGUGCCAGUUCAACAUCGAAGGCAGAGUGAAACAGGUGAACGCACAGCUUCUGGGUGAUACCAUCUACUGUGAAAACAUGCAGUUCAACUAUGGAGCACACACACCAAACAUCACGGCCGCCUUCGCAGUCAUUUGGGAGGGAAGUAAGCCUCUUGACAACCCGGAGAACAUUCAUGUGCUGGUGUAUCGCUGCGAGAACAUGUCCUCCAAUUGCGGACUCUGCCUGGAACUUCCCGAAAAGUAUGCCUGUGGCUGGUGCCAGGAGAGCAACUCAUGUAAGGUGCAGGAGCAGUGUGACCGGCACGCCACCAAGUGGUUGGAGCGCACCCAGACGUGUCCCGAUCCGCAAGUCAUUCGGAUCCACCCCACAUCUGGACCCUGGGAAGGUGGUACCAACAUCACGAUUGAGGGCUACAACCUCGGACGAGUGUUCCACGACAUUGAGAAGGGCAUCCACGUCUCCCAGGAGAUGCACGGAGUGUCCCUGGCCCAGAUACCCUGCAUUCCCCACAAGGACUUGUAUGUCAAGACUACUAGAAUUGUGUGCCAGGUAGAGAGCCCCCGCAACCUAACCACAAGCCCCCCGAGUGCAACCAUCUCGGGCCCUGUCGUGGUCAAGGUUCUCAAUGACUUCACGGCCAAGUCCAGGCAAAACUACUCGUUCGUGAACCCGCGAAUCACCUCGAUUAAUCCGAGCAAGGGGCCGAAGUCUGGCGGAACGAGGCUACUCAUCUGGGGCCUGUUCAUGGAUGCUGGCAGUCAUGCUGAAGCGUUUGUUGGUGGAAUGCCAUGUCAAAUCAUAACGCGGGAGCCUAAUGUGGUGGAGUGCAACACGAGCGAGUCCUCCACGAACAACAAGGGUGAAGUGCGCGUCGAGUUUGACAGGGGACUGCGGCAGUUCGAGGACUACAUCUACCUCUACGUUGACGACCCCGAAAUAGAGAAGGUCGAGUCUGGCUCUGCCAGGCACUCCAGCGUUCCACGGGGAAUUCCCAGCGGUGGCAUCACAGUCACUGUCAAGGGACGUAACCUGAAUGCAGUCCAAGAGCCCAUGAUGUACAUUACUCUCGAUGGCGAAGAACACUACAGUAGAUGCAUCCCGGACUCGGCCAACCAGAUGAAGUGCAAGAGCCCCGCAGUGCCCAAGGACAAGUUGUCGUUUGCCGGCAACGCCGACACUCCGAUCGAGUUGGAGUACGGCUUCCGCAUGGACGCAGUGGAGCAGGUGCGGAACCUGUGGGCCAACAAGGACUUCCCGCCCUUCCAGAUGUUCCCAGACCCAGAGUACUUCCCUUUUACUGAGAGGGACCAGGUCAAGUACUACAAGAGCGACUACCUCACCAUCAACGGGAACAACUUGGACCGAGCGUGCCAGGAGUCAGAUGUGAUUGUGCGCAUUGGGACCAGCUUCUGUAAUGUGACUUCGCUGUCUCGGGUGCAACUGACCUGUCGUCCACCAACGGACCAGCCUCCCGCGCAGGAUAAGAACGGGAACCCCGACAGAGGACAGAUCCCGCAAGUUGUGGUGGAGGUUGGAGACAAGCUCAAGUUCAUGAUUGGUCGCCUGAGCUACGACGUCCCCGCAGGGCCUGAGAGCGCCCUGCCCAAGUCUGUUAUCAUCGGGGUGAUUGUGGGGGCCGGCGUGCUCAUUGUCAUUGUCAUUGUGAUCCUGAUCGCUUACCGGCGCAAGUCCACCGAAAGCAGCCGCGUGCUCAAGACCAUGCAGGAGCAGAUGGACGUCCUCGAACUGAGGGUGGCCAGCGAGUGCAAGGAAGCGUUUGCGGAGCUCCAGACAGAGAUGACAGACCUGACAAGCGACCUGACAGCAGGAGGCAUUCCUUUCUUAGACUACAGAGCAUACACCAUGAAGGUGCUGUUCCCCAAUGUGGAGGAUCAUCCUGUACUCCGUGACAUGCAGAUGGAUCCAGUGAAAAAGCAGUACAUGGAGAAAGGGCUGUGGCACUUUGGCCAACUGGUCAUGAACAAGACGUUCCUGCUGUUGUUUAUCAGGACUCUGGAGUCAAAUCGGUACUUCUCAAUGAGAGACAGGGUGAGCGUGGCGUCGCUGAUCAUGGUCACACUGCAGGGCAAGAUGGAAUACUGCACAGACAUCCUGAAGACAUUAUUAGCUGAACUGAUCGAGAAAUGCAUCGAGGGCAAGAGCCACCCAAAACUUCUACUACGAAGGACCGAGUCUGUAGCAGAGAAAAUGCUGUCUGCCUGGUUCACAUUCCUGCUGUACAAGUUCCUACGGGAAUGUGCCGGAGAGCCCCUGUUUGUGCUCUACCGAGCCAUCAAGCAGCAAGUGGACAAAGGUCCAGUGGACGCCAUCACCAGCGAAGCACGGUACUCCCUUUCCGAGGAGAAGCUCAUUCGGCAGUCCAUCGAGUACAAGAGCAUGACUGCUUACAUCUCGAUAGCGCAGCAGAGCUGCUACAUGCCCGGCAUGGAGCCGAUUGGGGAGAACAACGAGACCCCGGUCAGGAUCUUGGACUGCGACACCGUUUCUCAGGUCAAGGAGAAAGGUCUCGAUGCCGUCUACAAGAACAUGCCCUCCUCACAGCGGCCCAGCAAAGAUGAUCUGGACCUGGAAUGGAGGACCGGGAACACAGGGCGGUUGAUCCUCUCUGAUGAGGACUCCACAACAAAGGCUGACGGAGAGUGGAAAAGGAUGAACACACUUGCCCACUACAAGGUGUCGGACGGAGCGAACCUCACCCUGGUGGCCAAGCAGUCAUCUAUGUACAACCUCUCCAUCAUGUCAGAGAAAAUGGAGAAGUCGCACAAGUAUGAAACCCUCAACUUCUCAAUGAAAACAAGUCCUCCGCUAAGUCGUGCAACGUCCCCCCUAAAUCACGACCCAGAGACUGGCUACAAGUACUGGCACUUGGUCAAGCACCAUGAUGGUGAAAACAAGGAAGGAGAGCGAGGGAACAAGAUGGUCUCUGAAAUCUACCUCACGAGGCUUUUGGCCACAAAGGGCACGCUGCAGAAAUUUGUGGAUGACCUGUUUGAGACGAUCUUCAGCACGGCCCAUCGUGGCAGUGCCCUGCCCCUGGCCAUCAAGUACAUGUUCGACUUCCUCGACGAUCAAGCGCUGCAGCACGGCAUCACCGAUCCUGAGGUCGUGCACACCUGGAAGUCCAAUAGCCUGCCCCUGCGCUUCUGGGUGAACUUGAUCAAGAACCCCAACUUUGUGUUUGACAUUGUGAAGUCCAACAUUGUGGACUCGUGCCUGUCCGUGGUGGCCCAGACCUUCAUGGAUGCCUGCUCCACCUCCGACCACCGGCUGGGCAAGGACUCCCCCAGCAGCAAGCUGCUCUAUGCCAAGGACAUUCCCGUCUACAAGGACUGGGUCGAGAGGUAUUACCAAGACAUCAAGGUCAUGCCUGCCAUCAGUGAUCAAGACAUGAAUGCUAUGUUGGCAGAGGAGUCCAGGCUUCAUGCACACGAGUUCAACACCAACGUAGCUCUGCACGAACUGUACAAGUAUGCCUACAAGUACACAGAUCAACUGCUGCAAACAUUAGAAGAGGACGAGUUUUCUCAGAAGAACCGGCUGGCGUGGAAGCUGGGCCAGGUGAAUUCCAUCAUGAAUGGGGAGUCGGAAGCAUGACGGUUGCACUGGCAGUCGGUGGACGUGUGACGCUGGCAGGACCACAACUUGUGCUCUCUGUGUGCCCUCUUCUCCCCCGCCUGCUCGCUCCACGGCGUUCCGCGCUUCGGUUCCUCCCGCCGCUUCCAAUCACCGGGCGGGCCGCAUCGACCCUCCACCGAUUGCCACACGCCGCAGUCUCCGUCGUCGGCACCUACUCCAGUCCCCUACUCCAGUCCCUCUCCCCGACGGAGCGGAGGCAGCGGCUUUCUGUUUGUGCUCCGGACCUUCCUGCGAGCAACUACCACUCCUGCGUGUUCUCUCUUCCCACUUCCUCAGAAACAAAGUGCUAAAACUUCAUUGUUUUCUUUUUAUCUUGUUUUACAUUUCUUUUAAAGUGAAACUGUGUUUGUUUGUUUUUGCACAGGGUGAACACUUUUUUUGACAGUGGGUGCAAUCGUGCUCGCUCAUUUCCGUUGUGCUUUUUUUAGUACAAAACCGCGCAUGCGUGGGGUAACCAGGUAAAGCAUUGCCCAACCGGGAAAGAGCGAGCAAGACGGAUUCUUCGCGUCCCAUGCCGAAGAGAACUUAAGAAGACUUUUUUUCGUUUGAUCAUUGUGAUGGCUGCAACGCUUUGGGCUCUUGGGCUCGUGCGACAAACGGUCAUUCCGUGCAGUGGAAGAGCUCGCGGUUGGCAACUGGUCGGGCCUGGUAAGCCCCUUUGCCCCGUCCCCACUUUGCCGACACCCCGUUUGUUCCGGAGGAGAAGACAGUGGAGCUCAUCUUCUGGGAGCAGCUCUCCAAGAGGAAAGAUCUCGUUCCCUCUGCUUGUGUGCGAAAGUGUGUGUGCGUGUAUGUGUGUUGAUGUGCAUGUAUAUUUGUGCGUGCGCACUGCCAUAUUCCCUUCUCUCGACUGCAAAAGGCUCUUCUCCAUCCCACCUACUCCAAAAGCUGCGAUGGCACCGGACGGAAGUGUCGAGGAAGUCUGUUUGCUCUACAUAUCAGUGCUCCGAACGCUCAGUCACCAAUCGUUGCCGUUUUGCAAUGGGACUCGGGCAAGUGGUUGCAGCACGAAGGGUGCCGGCCACGGCCUAUUUUUUCGGCCGAGAAGAGUUCCGAACGCUGGCCAGAGAGUGCAGAGGGAUGGAUGAUAGGAACACACUUUUUCCAGAAGGGCCGCUUGUCCCGGGUUGUCACACCCCUCAACUUCCGCGUCAUCGUCCCGUCGACUAGUGGACACUCGCAUACAGUUUUGUAAGAGGAGCCGACUUUUCCCCCUUGUGUGCUGUUCACCUUGUGGUGACUGCUAGGAUGUUGCUGUUUUCAGUGCUACCAGUGUCUCUUCGCAUCGCCCCAUCAACCUUGUGGCAGGGCGGUGCAAUUGUUGGUACUGGGUCUGCUUUAGAGAAAUCCUACUUAAAGGACCUUUGAAGAAUUUUCUCAAGGUCAAAACAGGACUCGGAGAUUUACCUAGAGUCACUCAAUAAAACUCCAGAGUUGCGAAACCUGCAGCCUUUUUUUAGAUUGGAAGGGAAAAUAAAUAAACUGUUACCACAUAAGGUUCUUUUUUUUUAUAUAUAUAUUAUUGGAAAGGGGGUUUGGCUUUUUUUAGAGACUGGAGUCUGAGUGGUGAACCAGCAUAUUUAUUUAAAACGUUUAAGCCGGGUAAGCCAAAUGAUCGUUAACUUUGAAGUUUUGAACCUCAUUGACCAUUGAUACCAGUUUAUCUGUUGUGUGCAGCAAAAAUAAACAACAAACUUAGUACUCUGGUUGUUCAGUGACUCUAGGGCUCCCUUUCUGUAUUAUAACUCUGCUAGCUUCCUUGGCAAUGCAUAAUACUGUGUGUUCAUUGAAAAAAAAAAAAAGGCCAUUGUCUUGCAUAGGAUUUUGGAAUUUUCAUAAGUAUGUAUCCUGCCAUAUUUCUCUGCAUUUGUCUUUAUUUGUGAGAGAGCAUAUAGCUUGCUGCAGUGUUUGAGUACGGUAUUUUGUUAGAUGUGAGGCUGUUACUUUUUAGGUUUUUAGUAGUUUAUGUUCCUAAGUAAAACUUAGUUUUCUUCUUGUGAAUGCUUUUCAACAUUUUAGAAAUGAAUUUCAAAGAAUAUGUCUCCUUCAUCAUUUUAUGACAAUUCGAUUUUCUUGCUUUUAAACUCCGUCACUCUUGAGAAUGGAGGAUUAUCUAUACCAAGUUUUCGCACUGCAUUGAGUUUUACCGGUGAAUGGCCUAGAUUCACAUCAUUUCUGAGUCCAAAGAAACUUUGCCGGUACUUAAGAAGCUUGCCAAAGGGCUGGCUGUUUUGCAUCAUGCAAGAAGAACCUGCUUGGCACCGAUUCUGGAGAACAGACCUAAGGAGAAGCAGAUUCCUCUUCACUUGCACAAAUGUAGGCUUUCACCCCCAUCAGUGCACUGCCCGUGGCACCCAUUGUUCAAUCAAGACACACCGACCUAGCCAUGUGCCAAGCUGUAACACGUUAACAGUGGCCACCCCAAGCAGCAUAAUCACAGUCCUUAAGAAAAAAAAAAAAAAAAAAAGUUUGGUUGUCGGUUUUGCAUCAUUGUACAUGCUCUUUCCCCUUGACCCCCUGCUACAGGGUGCUUUAUUUUGACCACGUCAUCUGUGUAACAACGUCUAUACAUUUCCAACUCGAGAUUCCCCGUAACCAACUACUGCUGCACUAUCUAGAAGCAGAAAUACACAGGAGCCAACAGGGCACUAAGCGGCCAGAUUCAUAGGCCAGGCUUUUGUAAAUAGGCACCCAUUUCCAAUGUGUUGAUCUGAACUCUGUGGCUGUAUGUUUUUGUUUUCUUUCCCUUACAAGAGGACCUUUUUUUCCUGGCCCCAAAAACUUCUCAGCCGUCGAAGUGGAGAAAGCUUUUGUUUUGACUCUCCAGCAGUGUGUUUUAUGUGCGUGUGUGUGCAUGUGGUGAGAAUGUGUAACCAGUGUGACUUGCUCUAAGUAAGCAGUAUGUCGCACGUGUAAACAACAAAAAAAAAUGGACCUGUCUCUUGUGUGCUGGGGCAUGAAAAGAAAAAAGGCAACCAGACUUUUGUACAAGAAACUCACUUUGUAAAAUAUUUAUAGCAUACAUAUUUUUAUUAUGGUAUUGGUUUAGAGAAUUCACUAUCUUGCUCAAGUGAUUUCUUUCAUUAAAAGUGUAUGAGAAACACA
Molecule: messenger RNA, 9889 nt
Organism: Ixodes scapularis (black-legged tick)
Lineage: Eukaryota; Metazoa; Arthropoda; Arachnida; Ixodida; Ixodidae
Gene: PlexA
Product: plexin-A2
Exons: 40
Coding region: 845-6742 (1965 amino acids)
Biological process (GO): positive regulation of axonogenesis; regulation of GTPase activity; motor neuron axon guidance
Cellular component (GO): semaphorin receptor complex
Molecular function (GO): semaphorin receptor activity; protein binding
Source: RefSeq, a predicted model, not a curated record